AUGAUGAUUGAUGAACAACAGUAUCCAACGAUCGAACAAAAGUUUGCUGGCCAGCUUCACUUGAGAUCCAACUCCAACCUUUCCCCACAUGUUGGAACUUGGUACGGAGAUUUGAAAAGGCUACCUCUGUUUCAGCAAGGAUUCUCACUAGAAAAAUAUUCAAAUGCAGGGUUGCAGUUCCCUGUCAUGCCUGCAUGCAAACCCACAAAUUACAUGCAUUCUGUAGGUUCACCGGUGUUCGUCCCAUCGCCUUCGGAGAAAAACUUGGGAAGCUUUGCCACUGAUUUUCUCAUGGGUGGAGUUUCUGCAGCAGUGUCCAAGACUGCAGCUGCUCCAAUUGAGCGAGUAAAGCUUCUCAUUCAAAAUCAAGAUGAGAUGAUCAAGGUAGGCAGGCUCUCUGAACCUUACAAGGGCAUUGGAGAUUGCUUCGGCAGAACAAUCAAAGACGAGGGGUUUGCUUCAUUGUGGAGAGGGAACGCUACCAACGUUAUCCGUUACUUCCCAACACAGGCCCUGAACUUUGCAUUCAAAGACUAUUUUAAGAAGCUGUUUAGCUUCAAGAAAGACAGAGAUGGAUACUGGAAAUGGUUUGCAGGGAACGUAGCAUCUGGUGCUGCAGCAGGAGCUUCAUCUUCGGUGUUUGUAUAUUCAUUGGAUUACGCUCGAACCCGCCUUGCCAGUGAUGCCAAGGCUGGAAAGAAGGGUGGAGAGAGGCAGUUCAAUGGUUUGAUCGACGUCUAUAGGAAGACUCUUCAAUCGGACGGUGUUGCUGGCCUUUACCGUGGAUUCAAUGUUUCUUGGGUUGGAAUCAUUGUCUACCGUGGUUUGUACUUUGGCAUGUAUGAUUCUCUGAAACCAGUGAUCUUGGUGGGAACUCUGCAGGAUAGCUUUUUGGCUAGCUUUGCUUUGGGGUGGCUCGUCACUAAUGGUGCAAGCUUUGCCUCUUACCCGUUCGAUACCGUUCGCAGAAGAAUGAUGAUGACAUCGGGUGAAGCUGUCAAGUACAAAAGCGCUUUGGAUGCAUUCUUGCAAAUUGUGAAGAAUGAAGGUUCAAAAUCUCUCUUCAAGGGUGCGGGUGCAAACAUCCUUCGUGCAGUUGCGGGUGCUGGUGUGCUUGCUGGUUAUGACAAACUUCAGUUACUUGUUCUCGGAAAGAAGUAUGGUUCUGGUGGGGCUUAA
Messenger RNA from Sphenostylis stenocarpa, 1179 nucleotides. The record is from the annotation of a GenBank genome assembly. NCBI's taxonomy places the organism in Eukaryota, Viridiplantae, Streptophyta, Magnoliopsida, Fabales, Fabaceae.